UCUGACUCCAGUGACUUCCCGUUCGCCAGUCUCCGCCCUCACGUAUAUAAGGCGGCUGCGCACCCACCAUAGCUCUUCUCCCACGUUAACCAGAGCAACCGCUUGCUGCUACCGGAGCCUUAUUGUCAAGAAUCAUGGCCGAGCUGAAGGAGCGCACCUUCAUUGCCAUCAAGCCCGAUGGUGUACAGAGGGGCAUCAUUGGAGAGAUCAUCAAGAGGUUUGAAGUGAAGGGCUUCAAACUCGUGGGCAUGAAGAUGCUCCAUGCCUCUGAGGACCUCCUGAAGCAGCACUAUGUCGACCUGAAGGAAAGACCAUUCUUUCCUACCCUCAUCAACUACAUGAGCUCUGGUCCAGUGGUUGCCAUGGUGUGGGAAGGCAAAGGUGUGGUGAAGACGGGCAGGGUGAUGCUGGGUGAGACCAACCCCGCGGAGUCCAAGCCUGGAACCAUCAGAGGAGACUUCUGCAUCGACGUUAGCAAGAACAUUAUCCAUGGCAGCGACUCAGUGGAGAGUGCCAACAAGGAGAUUUCCCUGUGGUUCAAACAAGAAGAGCUGGUCAGCUACACUAGCUGUGCCUUCAGCUGGCUCUACUGAGCUGCCCCUGGUUCUGCAGCAGUCCUCACGCAGUGAUUGGAGACCACUGAAACUUUUGCCUCAGAUUUUCUGUUUUCAUCUGUAGACUAGAGGAAGACGAACUGAUGUCCAGUUCUUAAUGUCUCGUGGUUACCUCAUCCCCUCCUGCCCUCAUCAUACUGUAUUGGGAUCCGGUCUCUUUGGAGGUCCAUGUCUAGUCCGUAUUCAUUCCUGAGGUCAUUCUCUUUAGAAACAUUCCACACCUUCCUUAAAAGUACAGUUAGUGACUUGACUGUUUUGUUUAAAGGUGAUCUGAUUUCCAAUAAAAUGCACACAAUACCAA
Xiphias gladius (swordfish) is the source of this 915-nucleotide messenger RNA. Its product is annotated as nucleoside diphosphate kinase-like. The transcript has 5 exons. Gene Ontology annotation, molecular function: nucleoside diphosphate kinase activity. The coding region runs from base 135 to 593 and encodes 152 amino acids. NCBI's taxonomy places the organism in Eukaryota, Metazoa, Chordata, Actinopteri, Istiophoriformes, Xiphiidae. Gene Ontology annotation, biological process: CTP biosynthetic process; UTP biosynthetic process; GTP biosynthetic process. The record is from RefSeq and is a predicted model, not a curated record.